CGCGCUCCGGCCUCGCGUUGCCUUCAGUGCGCCGGCGGCGAGGAGCGGGCCGGGGGCGCGCGCAGCCUUCCCACCCCGGCGGCGGAGAGGGCGGCCAUGCGGCUGUCGGCGCUGCUGGCCCUGGCCGAGAAGGCCGCGCUGCCCGCCCACUACCGCCACGGCAUGAACCGGCCCGGCUCGGUGGCCGACCGCGCCAGGAACCCGCCGGGCCUGCGGCGCAAGAAGGUCUGGGUGGAGCCCAUCGCGGAGCGCGACUGGAAGCUCUUCCAGGGCGACACGGUGCAGGUGCUGAGCGGGAAGGACGCCGGCAAGCAGGGCCUGGUGGUGCAGGUGGUCCGCGAGCGCAACUGGGUGGUGCUGCUGGGCCUCAACGUGCAUUACCGCUACGUGGGCAAAUCGGCCGUCCACCCUGGGACCUACGUGGCCAGCGAAGCCCCCCUGCUGGUGAGGGAGGUGGCGCUCAUCGAUCCCACCGACAGGAAGCCCACAGAGGUGGAAUGGCGCUACACGGAAGAGGGGGAGCGGGUGCGGGUCUCCCUGAGGACCGGCCGGAUCAUCCCCCAGCCCAUUGCGCAGAGGGAGGACGGGAUUGUGCCGGAACAGUGGAAAGAUGGCCCCAAGGACACAGCCGUGGACGAUGCGCUGGAAAAGACCUACACUCCCUCCUUGAAGACGUUCCAAGAAGAAAUCACGGAGCUGAAGGGGAUCGUGGAGACACGAUGCUUCCGGAAGUCCUACUGGUACUGACGCCUCGCAGUGGCUGUAGUUCAGUUUGGAAGCCACCUGUAACUUUGCUCUUUCAAAUAAAGCGGUAGCCGCA
Molecule: messenger RNA, 820 nt
Organism: Eublepharis macularius
Lineage: Eukaryota; Metazoa; Chordata; Lepidosauria; Squamata; Eublepharidae
Gene: MRPL24
Product: mitochondrial ribosomal protein L24
Exons: 5
Coding region: 97-747 (216 amino acids)
Biological process (GO): translation
Cellular component (GO): ribosome; mitochondrion
Molecular function (GO): structural constituent of ribosome; RNA binding
Source: RefSeq, a predicted model, not a curated record